UAAUUCGACGACGCUGCGGCUGAGGAGGUGGUGGUGAGUCUAUUGAAACCGCCGUAUGAGAAUCGCUGUGAUGUUGUCUUCUCUGAUUCCUCUACAACUUCCAUCUCGGAUGCAAACUCAUCUCUGGUAUAUACUACCAAACGAAGUGAAGAGCGAGUCUCUACUAAAACACUACUCUGAGCUUCUCUCACAACCAGAGAAAGACCAUGUCUUUCGGAUGCAGAGCGAUGACCUUAAGAAGAAGAAUGCAUUGCUUGCUCGUACCUUGGUCCGAACCACAGUUGCAAGAUACCAGACAAACAACAACACAGUGGUUGAUCCAAGAUCCUUGAAGUUCAAGAAGAAUGUGUACGGUAAGCCUGAAGUAGAUUGGGAUGUUCAUGAUCCAAAACUGCAAUUCAACAUCUCACACACGGAUUCACUGAUAGCCUGUGGAGUUACAGCGAACGUCCCCGUUGGUAUUGAUGUAGAAGACAAGACGAGGAAGAUGAGACACGAUGUGUUAUCACUUGCAAAAAGAUUUUACUCGUCUGAAGAAGUUAAGUUUCUGUCAAGUAUAGCAGACACCGAGGCUCAGCGUGAGGAGUUUAUUAAGCUAUGGACUCUCAAAGAAGCUUAUGUGAAAGCAUCAGGGAAAGGCUUCUCUGCUUCACCUUUUAAUACUUUCUCAAUCACCAGGUCUGACGCUGGAAGCUACAGUCUUUGCGGCAAAGCAGAGGGAUGGAAGUUUAUGCUUCUGGACUUGGCUGCUUCGUCUCAUUACGCUGCAAUCUGCAUUGGAGGAGAAGAUAAAGACGAAGAAGGUAUGAAUGUGAUUGUCCACAGAACCAUCCCAUUCGUUGAAGAUGAACUUAUAUCCGACUGGAAACUGCUCUAGUUUACCGGGGCUUCUAGCUCUGGUGGUAAAUGAGUUCCGUCACCUGGAUUCGAAUUAUCUGUAUAAUUCAAAAAAAGAAACUGUAAGUGUUUUCACAACAAAUUUAUUUACAGAA
Messenger RNA from Raphanus sativus (radish), 992 nucleotides. RefSeq lists its product as uncharacterized. The coding region runs from base 56 to 877 and encodes 273 amino acids. Gene Ontology annotation, molecular function: holo-[acyl-carrier-protein] synthase activity; magnesium ion binding. Gene Ontology annotation, cellular component: cytosol. The record is from RefSeq and is a predicted model, not a curated record. The transcript has a single exon. Lineage: Eukaryota; Viridiplantae; Streptophyta; Magnoliopsida; Brassicales; Brassicaceae.